This is a messenger RNA of Cylindrotheca closterium, 1680 nucleotides long. NCBI's taxonomy places the organism in Eukaryota, Bacillariophyta, Bacillariophyceae, Bacillariales, Bacillariaceae. The record is from the annotation of a GenBank genome assembly.
AUGAGGAGAAAGUCAAGCAUGAAGCGGUGUCUCAGUGCUGCGUCACAGUCAUGCACAUCAUCCUUCGUCUUGCUGGUCUUGGUACUACUGUCAUUCAAUGCCUUAUCGACGCCUUUUUGCCUUGGCUUUUCAUCGCCAUCUAAAAGAAGGACGAGAAGUAAUAUAAUAUCCAGUUCACCAUUGUACAGCGGGAAGACUAACUCGGAUAAAGGCAACAAGAUCAAUGGUGAUGAUGAAAAUAAUCAGAAGGAUCUCUUCGUGGACGAGACAUUUCAAACCACCUUAUAUAAUAAUGACGGCUCGUCUUCUUCUUCCACCAGCACCAAGACGAAACGCAGUUCAACACAGUCUUUUGAGUUUUACGCUCCACGACCCAAAUGCAACAAAUGGACCUCCCAACAACAAGAUUUUCCUCCGGAAGUCUACAACAUUGAUCCACUCCCACCCGAUGCGCAAACCAUGUGGGCCGAUGGCGGAACCUCUGGCCAAGACGACGCUAAAGCUACCAAACAGGUUGGAAAUGGGGACGAUUACUUUCGGGCGACGCUGCUGGUGCGGGGUAGAUCAUAUGCCAGACCCAAUGCCUUUGAGUUGGACCAAUUGUACGAAUUGCCCGAUUUGCAAGACUUGGCAUCUCCACCCAAUCCAGAAUACGUCGGUGACAACUUGUGGAGCAACAAUGGUGCCCUUCUGUUUCGGACGACGCCAUUUCGGCUGGGAUUAUUAAUAUUUUUCUUCUUUUCCUUUGGACCAAUGGUCAAUUUCCUCUACACGCACUUGCCAGCCGUAGAAAAGUUGGAGUCUCUAUCGGAAAGUAACUUUGUACCGGGGAUCUCGAUUGUCUAUGGUACUUAUCUAUCGUUGACACUCAAUAUUCUAUACCAAAGACAACAAAAGAUUACAGAUUUCUGUGCCAAGGAAACUUCGCAACUGUUGCAAUUGACACGACGAAUAUUUCAUCUACUCGACGAGACCAAUACGAUGAAAGGGAAAGCGGAUAUACCAGCCUCUGAGAAAUCCAAGUUCAAGAUAUCUGUGGCCGAAUACAUUGCCGAUCAAGUGCGGGUAUUGGUCAAGGCAAGUCGGGGACGAGAGCUGAUGAAAAUUGUCUACUCGGAUCCGUACGAAGGUAUUGACGAGGUGCUCAAUGAAUACCGUGACGAACUGGUCGCCAUGAAGAAUACCAAAGAAGCCGGUGGUAUAAUGGUGGAUGUUUCCAAUUCUUUGAACUUGAUUGGUACCUGUAGCGAUGUAGUGUCCAACAUGGUGGUGGUCCGAUCGGAGCGAUUGUCGAAUGAAUCCACCUUUUUGCCACCGGCUCACUUUAUCGUGGCACGUGUACUGGCAGCCUUGAUUAUCAUUGGGUAUACCGUUGCCACAGUGACCUUUGUAGAUGCUGAUGGAUACCCACCAGUCGCCAGUUCUGCAUUUUUUGCCGUCUUGAGCACAGUGUAUUUGUUCUUUUCCACCAUUAUCAGCGACUUGAACAAUCCAUUUAACGGUGUUUACCAAAUUCGACGAUCUGGAAUCGCUGCCAACCUAUUAGCCAUCAAGUGGAUCAUUCAAAAGGAUCCGACCUUGGCGUGCGAAGUCAACUUUGAAGGGGAGGUCGGGCAUGAAAUUCUGUGGCAGGAUCCUCUGAAAAUGGAACAGAUGGCGCAACAAAAGCAGCAGUCAUAA